AUGGCCAGUCGUGUACACUAUGACAGCAAGACCUGCCCCUACGCGCAGCGCUCCUGGAUCACGCUGCUGGAGAAGGGCCUGCCCUUCGAGAUCAGGCUCGUGGAUCUGAACGACAAGGACGAGGAGUUUGUGAAGCGGUACCACAGCAUUAACCCUGACCAGGCGGCGCCAGCCAAGGUGCCUAUCCUCAUCGAGCCAGACGGCACACAGCUGAUCGAGUCGCUCGUCAUCUGUGAGUAUCUGGAGCAGCGCUACCCUCAGGUGCCCCUCCUCCCCGCCGACGCCGUCCAGGCAGCCAAGGUCCGCCUGUUCGUCGACGCCUUCAGCGCCCAGCUCACCCCCGCCCUCUUCGGCCUGCUGCGCGCGGCCGACGCCGAGGCGGUGGCGGCGGGCAAAGCCAAGCUGGAGUCGGCGCUCAAGGUGCUGGAUGCCUUCCUCACCCAGCACGGCAGCCAGGAGGGCGGCGACUAUUUCCUGGGCCCCACCUACUCGCUGGCAGAGGUGGCCACCGUCGGCUUUGUGCAGCGCUCCCUGUCCGCCCUGCCCGCCUUUCGCGGCGUCGACCUGUGGGAGCUUGUGCGCCAGAACAAGCUGGGCAGGCUGGAGCGCUGGAUGGAGGCGUCGCUGGCCCGCCCCUCUGCGCAGCAAACCAGACCAGACGAGGAGGUCACUGUCAACGGCUGGCGCAAGUUUGUCACGCCGCUGGCCAACUGA
Molecule: messenger RNA, 714 nt
Organism: Chlorella variabilis
Lineage: Eukaryota; Viridiplantae; Chlorophyta; Trebouxiophyceae; Chlorellales; Chlorellaceae
Exons: 4
Coding region: 1-714 (237 amino acids)
Cellular component (GO): cytoplasm
Source: RefSeq, a predicted model, not a curated record